Coffea eugenioides is the source of this 1543-nucleotide messenger RNA. RefSeq names its product actin-like. The transcript is spliced from 5 exons. Lineage: Eukaryota; Viridiplantae; Streptophyta; Magnoliopsida; Gentianales; Rubiaceae. The record is from RefSeq and is a predicted model, not a curated record. Gene Ontology annotation, cellular component: cytoplasm. The coding region runs from base 191 to 1324 and encodes 377 amino acids.
AGUUCCCAAGUGAGAACACGGGAGCGCAAGUCAUUUAGCUGUACAUUUUUUUCCCCCAAAUCCACAGUGCUAAGGAGGAGGAGGAGGAGGAGGCCAUUUCCUCCACCCACCAUUUUCUGUUCUAUUAUUAUCUCCUUUUCGUUUGCCCUCAAUCAUCUGUUUUACGCACUCGAAAAGGAGGUAGUAUAAGAUGGCCGAAGGAGAGGAUAUCCAGCCACUUGUGUGCGACAAUGGGACAGGAAUGGUUAAGGCUGGAUUUGCUGGAGAUGAUGCUCCACGCGCUGUAUUCCCAAGUAUUGUUGGUCGCCCCCGUCACACUGGUGUGAUGGUUGGGAUGGGCCAGAAAGAUGCCUAUGUGGGUGAUGAAGCUCAAUCAAAGAGAGGUAUUUUGACUCUUAAGUACCCAAUUGAGCAUGGUAUUGUUAGCAAUUGGGAUGACAUGGAGAAGAUAUGGCAUCACACUUUCUACAAUGAGCUUCGUGUGGCACCUGAAGAGCACCCUGUCCUCUUAACUGAAGCACCACUAAAUCCUAAGGCUAACCGUGAAAAAAUGACUCAAAUAAUGUUUGAGACAUUCAACACUCCUGCUAUGUAUGUUGCCAUCCAAGCUGUUCUGUCCCUAUAUGCUAGUGGUCGGACAACAGGUAUCGUGUUGGACUCUGGUGAUGGUGUCAGCCAUACCGUUCCCAUCUAUGAGGGUUAUGCCUUGCCACAUGCCAUCCUCCGUCUUGACUUGGCUGGUCGUGAUCUCACUGAUCACCUAAUGAAGAUCCUCACUGAGCGUGGUUACUCUUUCACCACCACAGCAGAGCGGGAAAUUGUGAGAGAUGUUAAAGAAAAACUGGCAUACAUUGCACUUGAUUAUGAGCAGGAGAUAGAGACUUCAAAAACUAGUUCUUCUGUAGAGAAGAGCUAUGAAUUGCCUGAUGGGCAGGUGAUUACCAUUGGUAAUGAGCGCUUCCGAUGCCCUGAGGUCCUCUUCCAGCCUUCAAUGAUUGGAAUGGAAGCUGCAGGAAUCCACGAAACCACUUACAACUCCAUCAUGAAGUGCGAUGUUGAUAUAAGGAAGGACCUUUACGGAAACAUUGUACUCAGUGGUGGUUCUACAAUGUUUGCUGGCAUUGCUGAUAGGAUGAGCAAAGAAAUUACAGCAUUAGCUCCCAGCAGCAUGAAGAUCAAAGUGGUGGCACCACCUGAGAGAAAGUACAGUGUCUGGAUUGGAGGAUCCAUCUUGGCAUCACUCAGCACCUUCCAACAGAUGUGGAUUGCAAAGUCAGAAUAUGAUGAAUCUGGUCCCUCAAUCGUGCAUAGAAAAUGCUUCUAAUUUUGCGGGAAAGUGUUGAAUGAUAUUUUAGUAGCGGGUCAGAUAUGCAGCUUGCAAGAUUAUAUUUUAGCUUUGUUCUCUUAACUUGUGAUUCUCAUUCUGGGUUGAUAGCCUUGAGAUGGCGAGGAGUUGAUUGCUGGAUGUUCCGACUGUUUUAUUGUGUUCAAUGCAGAAGUUUCAACUGUUUCUAUCUGAUCUCUCUCUCUCUCUCUCUCUCUC